CCCCUGCAGCAGCCUGUAGAGGGGGCUUGUAUACCAUAGAUCUGGGAGCUACAGUAUGUAGACGUUAUACGUUAAUAUACAUGAUAAAUUAAUCUAAAGAAAAUUAAUACCUAUGUACAUGUUAAGACAGCUUUAACAAUAACUGAAAACCAUACUCUAUUCUAUCUUUUGAAAUGUGUUUUCCCUCCUAAAUGGGGGUGUUUACUACACUCAUUGAUGGAAAAUGAAAGUGUUCUCAUAUCUACAACAGACUCUCCGGUAUACUUUCCUGGGGCCAGCAGUCAGAUGCGUAAUGGAACCUUUGAUUCACAAAGUCUGUUUGCUAACUUUUCUCGUCGUCUUCGAUGCCACUUCAUCUGCUGCAGACCUCAGCCUCAUAGUCCCUCCUGACCCUGUAGUUGCCUCUGCUGGGGAUGACAUCAUCCUUCCCUGUCAUCUAUCUCCUCAAAGUAGUGCUGUUGACAUGGAUAUCAGGUGGUUUAAGGAGGGGGACUUCACUAACCCCCUGUAUUUGUAUAAGAGCAGAAUGGGGGAAGAGGGGAAGGGCUAUAAGGGCAGAGUGAGUCUGCUCACCCAGGAGCUAGAGAGAGGCAACAUAUCACUGCUGUUGAAGAAUGUCAAGGUGUCAGAUAGGGGACGCUACAAAUGUCAAGCCAGCCGCUUGGAUUGGAUCCAGGAACCAGCCGUUGUGCUACAAGUUAGAAAGCAGGGCAGUGUCCCCAGGAUCUCCAUGAGGAAGCACCACAGAGUGUUCAUCCAGCUCAGCUGCAGCUCAGAGAACUGGUACCCAGAGCCUCACAUGCUGUGGACGGACCGCAGUGGGAAGGAGAUCACCUCAGCAGAGACAGAGAGACCCAAACAGAAGGACGGGGGUGACCUGUACUCCAUAACCAGUCACAUGAGAAUAAGGAUGGACCAACUGGAGGGGGUCACAUGUGUGGUGAUGUCAAAGGGCAAGGGAACCAUUCUAGAAUCAGCAUUACUGCAGAUGACUGAAGAGUUCUACCUCAGCAGUAUGCCUGACAGGGUCUACAUAUCUGCAUUUAUUAUUCCUGUGUUUUUGGCGUUGGUGUGUAUCACUGCAUCUAUGCUCUAUGUCCUCCACCAGAGAAGAGCUCUUCAGGAAAAGCUGAAGCCGAUGAAUGGCGUGAAGACAAAAUUAAAAGAGACAGAAAACGAGAAAGUCCAAUGUCUUGCAAAACUCAGUGAAAAGGACAAGUUAAUGGAAAUAACUGGAAAGAUUCCGGAUGCAGUUUGGACCUUAAUGUUGCAUCAUCAUGCAGAUGUGACUCUGGACCCUGACACUGCACACCCCAGACUCACAGUAUAUGAAAAAAACAAGUGUGUGAAGUUUGGAGACCUACGGAAAGAAAGCAGAACUGAGACUGGGAAGAGGUUUGAGGAAAAGCGUUGUGUCUUGGGAGUGAAGGGAUAUGAUACAGGUAAACAUUACUGGGAGGUUGACCUGGGGGAGAAGACUCAGUGGAGUGUUGGAGUCGCCCAGGACCCAGAGAACAGAGGUUCAAACAUCCAAAUGAUUCCAGAGAAUGGCUACUGGAGCAUACGUUUGGAUAAUGGAGAAUUGAAAACAGUUGAACAGUCUUCGAAAGUCCUUCCCAUUGAACUGAAACCUUUUAAGCUGGGGGUGUUAGUGGACUAUGAGGGGGGAAAUAUUGUAUUUUUCAACGUUGAGAAGAAAUGCCACAUCCAAUCCUUCACUGGAACAUUUACCAAGAAACUCUAUCCAUUCUUUGGUCCUUUGUUGGAUUGUAAAGAGGAACUUAAAAUCUCACAAGACAUAACCCUUUCAAGCUGAGAAGUGAUCCUGUAAAAGAUUGCAGUUGUCAGGCCAUAGCAUUGUUUGUUCAAUAUUUGGUUACUACUGCCUGUGGUUUUAUUAGUAAUCUAAUACCCCACAACUCUCUGUGGUUUUAUUAGUACUCUAAUACUCCACAACUCUCUUUCAUUAGUACUCUAAUACCCCACAACGCUCUGUGUUUUUUUUUGUAUCCUAAUACCCCACAACUCUCUGUUUUUAUUAGUACUAUAAUAACCCACAACUCUCUCUGUUUUUAUUAGUACUCUAAUACCUCACAACUCUCUGUGUUUUUAUUAGUACUCUAAUACCCAACAACUCUCUGUGGUUUUAUUAGUACUCUAAUACCCCACAACUCUCUCUGUUUUUAUUAGUACUCUAAUACCACACAACUCUCUGUGUUCUUAUUAGUACUCUAAAACCCCACAACUCUCUCUGUUUUUAUUAGUACUCUAAUACCUCACAACUCUCUGUGGUUUUAUUAGUACUCUAAAACCCCAAAGCUCUCUGUGGUUUUAUUAGUACACUAAUACCACACAACUCUCUGUGGUUUUAUUAGUAGUCUAAUAACCAACAACUCUCUGUGUUUUUAUUAGUACUCUAAUACUACACAACUCUCUGUGUUUUUAUUAGUAGUCUAAUACUCCACAACUCUCUGUGUUUUUAUUAGUAGUCUAAUACCCCACAACUCUCUGUGUUUUUAUUAGUAGUCUAAUACCCCACAACUCUCUGAUUUUAUUAGUACUCUAAAACCCCACAAUUCUCUGGUUUUAUUAGUACACUAAUACCUCAAACUAUCUGAUUUUAUUUGACCAUGGGGAAAACAGCUGAUGCACAGAAUGCAAUGCAGAUUAUCUUCCAUUGUUUGAGCAAUUAUUUAGCUUUAGCAAUUAUCAACUUAGUGAAGAUUGAGUUACUUUAAUCUUUUUCUUCUUCUAUCCCACACAAAUAUAUCUGAGCGAUGAGAGAUGUAAUGUUUUCCCCUUUUUGAUAGCUGUACUGUUUUAUAAUGCUUUAGAUGUAACUGUAAAAAUCUACUAAAAUCUCUGUUUUGAUUCUGUAUAUACUCAUUAUUGUAAAGUGAGACAAUAUAAUUUGCUAUAAUGAUGUAUCAACUAAUGUAUUCCGUUUUGUCAAAUUCAUUUGUCAUAUUAAUGUUUUGGUAUGUUCAAAUCAUAGAAUGACUUUAUGCCCCAGACUGAUUGAACUAGCAUGUUAUUAGAAAUAGUCAAACUAGAUCUUACACUGGACAGGCUUCACGGGGUGAAUAUAUUGUGUCCAGUCUCUGGCUAACUGGCUUGCAUUGUUGGUCAUUGUAAAGAUAAUAAAAAAUUUUGUGAUGGGUGAUUAUUAAACUUGUCAAAACAGCUACAUAAAAGCCAGUAGAAUGUAGUUGUUUCUCUCAACCCUAGUCGUUAAUAGAUCUAAAGAUCUACAUCCACAUACCAAAUAAGAUAUUGUAUUUUUCACAAAUCAACAUUUUCACAAAUCAAAUGCUUGUUCAAUGUCACAAAAAAUAAACUACUGAAGUAAAAAUGUAUAAUACAUUAAUAAAGAAUAUGCAACACAA
This is a messenger RNA of Salmo salar (Atlantic salmon), 3386 nucleotides long. Its product is annotated as butyrophilin subfamily 2 member A1. NCBI's taxonomy places the organism in Eukaryota, Metazoa, Chordata, Actinopteri, Salmoniformes, Salmonidae. Gene Ontology annotation, molecular function: signaling receptor binding. The record is from RefSeq and is a predicted model, not a curated record. Gene Ontology annotation, biological process: T cell receptor signaling pathway; regulation of cytokine production. Gene Ontology annotation, cellular component: external side of plasma membrane.